Molecule: messenger RNA, 2120 nt
Organism: Centruroides sculpturatus (bark scorpion)
Lineage: Eukaryota; Metazoa; Arthropoda; Arachnida; Scorpiones; Buthidae
Product: copine-3-like
Exons: 19
Coding region: 168-2003 (611 amino acids)
Biological process (GO): cellular response to calcium ion
Cellular component (GO): plasma membrane
Molecular function (GO): calcium-dependent phospholipid binding
Source: RefSeq, a predicted model, not a curated record
CGUUUCAUUGGUUACAAUUUUCCACACCCAUUUAAACACUAGUGAUAGGUCCAAUUGCGCAAUUCGUACUAUGGAAUAAAAUUUUGUUCCCGUUGCCAAAUUGUAUCGAGGUGAAUCACGUGUCUUUUGUUUACAAUAAAUAUUGUAAGGAAUCUCAAUUAGAAAAAAUGGCACAGUUUCCUGCAUCUCUAGGAAUUUCUAGACCAACUCCAACAACAUGUGUUACUCAAGUGGAACUAUUUGUGAGUUGUCGCUGUUUGAUUGACAGAGAUGCAACGUCGAAAUCUGACCCAACAGUUGUGCUUUAUUUAAAUGUUGGAGGACGUUUUACUGAAGUGGGAAGGACAGAAAUCAUAAAAAAUAACCACAAUCCAGAUUUUUGUAGAUCAAUCAAAAUAGAUUAUUUUUUUGAAGAAGUUCAAAAAUUGAAAUUUGUUGUAUAUGAUAUUGAUAAUGAUACUAAAACUCUUGCCGAUGAUGAUUUUCUGAGUGUUCUGGAAUGUACUUUAGGAGAGAUUGUUUCUUCGUCUCCCUGUACAAGACAAUUGUUAUCAAAAUCAGGUCAUAAACAAAAGAGCAAAAUAAUUAUCAGAGCACAAGAAAUUGGAAAAGGAGGAAAUGAUCUUCUUUUACUUGCUUUUCAUGCUAAAAAGCUUGAUAAUAAGGAAUUUUUCAGUAAAUCUGAUCCAUUUUUGGAAUUUCGUAAGCAAGAAAGUGAUGGUAAUUGGACAGUUGUGCAUCGAACAGAGAUCAGAGCACAAGAAAUUGGAAAAGGAGGAAAUGAUCUUCUUUUACUUGCUUUUCAUGCUAAAAAGCUUGAUAAUAAGGAAUUUUUCAGUAAAUCUGAUCCAUUUUUGGAAUUUCGUAAGCAAGAAAGUGAUGGUAAUUGGACAGUUGUGCAUCGAACAGAGGUUAUAAAAAAUAAUUUGAAUCCUAUAUGGAGACCUUUUACAAUAAAAAUGCAAAACCUUGGAGGAAAUAACCCAGAAACAGGAAUUUUAAUAUAUUGUUAUGAUUAUGAAAGUGAUGGAGAGCAUGCUAUAAUUGGUCAAUGUAGCACAUCUUUGGCUCAAAUAUUGGAAGCACAACAUCAUCAGCUAGAAUGGCCUUGUAUCAAUAAAAAGAAACAGAGAGACAAAGGAUCCUCUUACAAAAAUUCUGGAAUAAUAUAUUUAUCAUCUUGUAAGGUAAUUAAAAAUUAUACCUUUCUGGAUUAUAUAUUUGGUGGAACUCAAAUUAAUUUUACAGUCGCAAUUGAUUUCACAGGAUCAAAUGGAAAUCCUGCAGAACCUAAUUCCCUUCAUUAUAUAAGCAAUAAUCCAAAUGAUUAUAUGAAAGCUAUAUGGGCUGUUGGAAAUGUAAUUCAAGAUUAUGAUAGUGAUAAAAUGUUUCCUGCUCUGGGUUUUGGAGCAAGAAUACCUCCAUCAUGGGAAGUAUCCCAUGAAUUUGCUAUUAACUUUAACAACAGCAAUCCAUUCUGUACUGAUAAUAACCUGGUUAAUAGACUAGAAUGGCCUUGUAUCAAUAAAAAGAAACAGAGAGACAAAGGAUCCUCUUACAAAAAUUCUGGAAUAAUAUAUUUAUCAUCUUGUAAGGUAAUUAAAAAUUAUACCUUUCUGGAUUAUAUAUUUGGUGGAACUCAAAUUAAUUUUACACACUAUUUCAUUCUUUUGAUAUUGACUGAUGGAGUAGUAUCAGAUAUGAAUGAAACCAGAAAAGCUAUUGUACAAGCAUCUAGGCUUCCAAUGUCAAUAAUUAUUGUUGGAGUUGGUCGAGCUGAUUUUAGUGCUAUGGACUUCCUUGAUGGAGAUAAUGGUAGGCUUUAUGCUCCUGAUGGUAGUUAUGCAGAAAGAGAUGUUGUCCAAUUUGUUCCAUUUUAUAAAUAUGAAAUGUCUCCUUUAUUGUUGGCCAAAGAAGUUUUAGCCGAGCUCCCACAACAAGUUGUGCAAUAUUUUAUGUCUAAAAAUAUUCCUCCAAAUGUACCACGUCAUACACCUAACUAAACAUAUAACCUGUGCUUAAGUUUUAAAAAUUGUUGCUAAACUUAAAAUAUACAAUAUUUGCUAAAUGUAUUUUAAAUAUAAAAGAAUAAUUGUUAUAUAAAGUAAAUUUUAUAACAU